Molecule: messenger RNA, 3907 nt
Organism: Myripristis murdjan (pinecone soldierfish)
Lineage: Eukaryota; Metazoa; Chordata; Actinopteri; Holocentriformes; Holocentridae
Gene: abhd13
Product: abhydrolase domain containing 13
Exons: 2
Coding region: 262-1317 (351 amino acids)
Cellular component (GO): membrane
Molecular function (GO): palmitoyl-(protein) hydrolase activity
Source: RefSeq, a predicted model, not a curated record
UCAACACGGACAUUAUCAGGGCUACACCAACGAUGCCAGCCAGAGAACUAGCUAGCUUCGCCGGUUGUUACUGACAGCCACACGUCUCUUAGCUUACAUACUCACUACUAUAUUCUCGCUUUAAUUUAGGUAACUGCUGCAGAACCGAAUGACAGCGACUGAGCCGUCUGUGUGCCUCUGUUUUCUUUGUUUGUAUCCAGCUGAAGCGCUAAAAUGAGAGAAGGGGUGUGUGUGGUGUGACUCAGCUCUUGGUGUGUAGCCAUGGAGAAGCCCUGGAGGCUGUGGGGUGCAGUAGAACGCUGCACCCUGGCCCUGGUCUCCUGGUCCUGGGGAACCUGUCGCAUUUCCCUCCUGGCUCUCAUCCUAACCUUCCAUCUCUAUGGAGGGUUCUUUCUCCUGGCACUCAUUCUGGCUUCUGUGGCGGGCAUCCUCUACAAGUUCCAGGAUGUACUCCUCUACUUUCCCGACCAACCCUCAUCCUCUCGCCUCUAUGUUCCCAUGCCAACAGGAAUCCCACAUGAGAAUGUGUACAUUCGCACCAAGGAUGGUGUGAAACUCAACCUCAUACUGCUUCGUUACACAGGAGGGGACACACCUGCUGGGGUCUCCUCUGGCAAUCAAACAAACCCCACUUCCUCUGCUCCACCCACUAUCCUUUAUUUCCAUGGUAAUGCAGGAAAUAUUGGGCACAGGGUGCCCAAUGCCCUACUGAUGCUGGUCAACUUGAAAGCCAAUGUGGUGCUGGUGGACUACCGUGGCUAUGGGAAGAGUGAAGGUGAGCCCAGUGAGGAUGGGCUGUACCUGGAUGCUGAGGCCACAUUGGACUAUGUCAUGACCCGUCCCGAUCUGGACAAGACCAAAGUGGUGCUAUUUGGCCGCUCACUAGGAGGUGCUGUGGCAGUGCGCUUGGCCUCAGUUAACCCUCACCGCGUAGCAGCCAUUAUCGUAGAAAACACCUUUCUCAGCAUCCCCCACAUGGCAGCCACACUCUUCUCCUUCCUGCCCAUGCGCCUGCUGCCCUUGUGGUGCUACAGGAACCAGUUCCUGUCCUACCGGCAGGUAGCACUGUGCCGCAUGCCCUCUCUUUUUGUGUCUGGUCUCUCUGACCAGCUCAUCCCACCAGUAAUGAUGAAACAACUGUAUGAGCUGUCCCCUGCACGGACUAAACGCCUGGCCAUCUUCCCAGAGGGCACACACAACGACACCUGGCAGUGUCAGGGCUACUUCGCUGCCCUGGAGCAGUUUAUUAAAGACCUGCUGAAGAGCCACGCCCGUGAGGAAAGUGCCCAGUCCUCUUCAAGUGUCACAAUUAUCUGAGAAAGGGUCAUGGAAAUAAUUCUCUUGACUAGGUUAUGGACUGGAAAGUGUGAGGGCUAUCAGUGACAUGAAUUGGAUGGACUUAAUUGGGUUUGGACAGAAUGUACAUUUUUUAUGCUUUUGUCUGGGUUUGUAUUUUAUUUCAUUGUUUUUAUCUUUCUGUAAAUUUACCAUAUUGAACAAAAAAGACAGAUUUAAUUGAGUAUUUAUGAGGUUUUUGAGGGAGGGUAUGGAAACAUUGCCUUCACAGGGUUUUUUGUGUUGCAGCUAUGAAUGCAUGUAUUUAUGGCCUUUAUGAAUGAUGUAGGAGCAUACAGUACAUGUUCACACUGUAAGACACAGCACAACUAUGAAAGAAUCUGCUAUAGAAGCUCUGCUGAAAGAAAUCAAUCAUGAAAACAUUUACUCAUACAAUAUACUGAGGGUAUACAGUAUUUCAAUGAAAACAGGUUGCUGAUGGAAUAAAGUUGAGCAGCACAUGUUUAAUAAACUCAUGAAAAAAGACUGAUAGUAGGUAUAUAUAUAUAUAUAUAAUUUUUCUUUUUGCAUUGCAUUGUUGUGUUCAGAUUCAUGUAAGUGUUGAGUUAUGUAGGCUAUGAUCUUUGAGCUGUGCUUAGAAGAGCAUCAGGUUUUUUUUGUUGUUGUUGGUUAUACUGAGUACUUGCAAAAGCUUAGCAUGUCAUGACAGUGUAGAUUUCUUCUUAUACCCUCGCAAAUUUCAUUUGUUCUAGACAGCCAGAAAUUGGGUUAUAAUAAAUACGUGGUAGAAACUUGUGCUGUUGAAUAAUCAAGCUUUCAGUCACACAAAGUAAUUGUUGGCUGAGAGGUAAUGGUCAGAAGGACAAAGAUUACACAUUUGUCACAAAGUUGCACAUAAUAAAUAAGUUACGUCUCUAUAUCCUGUCAACCUUACUUUCUCUCUAUACUACUGUAAUGAACUACAAGGUAUUCUCCCAAGUGCUGUCUCAAAACACAGCCAGUCAACCAUCUAGUCUUCGCUCUUGCCCUCGACCACUGAACAGGUUCACGUCCCCCAGAGAAUUUGGCAAGGAACAUUUGCGCUGUGUGUGGUUUGUAGUUAAAGAUUUAUAUAUGAGACUUGUGUUUUUUUUCUAAAUGAUAGGAGUAUUUGAUUAUAAUGAACAUCAUAAUUGUUAAGUCGAGGACCAGUUUGUCUUCUCACCCCAUGCUUAUGUGUCAAAAUGGCUUUACUCACUUGGAGGGCUUUUAACGAGCUAAUUAACCUUUCCUGCAUGUCUUCCAGGAGGUGGAGCAGAACUAAAGGAACAAAACACUUAUCUGCUCUCGCUCUCCAAAUGCAGCACAGUGCACUCACUGCAGUGCUAUUGAAGCCAUUCAAAUACACUCAACAGAGAUUUGCUUAGCAUCAGCAGCCAUAUUUGAUACUGUGUGCUAAACAAAAUACAACAGACACUUAAGAGACCAAAUUUGUGUGUUUCAAUGUGAUAGCACCGUGAACUGCAGUCUAAUUCUACUACAUGAAUGUACAGUGUGGGUAUAAAUUAACCAGUGUGCUUUAUGAGAAAUAAUGUAUAGAUUGUCUUUUUUCCUUUUCUCCUGUGACUUUUUAUUCACCAGUGGCACAGUUCUUUAGUCCAUAGUCUGAGCCAAUAGUUUCAUAGUUUCAACAGUUUCAUGCAUUUAUAUAUGAUUCCAGAUGCACUAGCACAGUUAGAUCAUGCAUUAAAUUUUCUUGGAUUUUCAUGCUCCCAUAUGCUGGUAUUGGCCAUCACAUCUGAAAUUGACAAUGUGGAGUGUACAUGGCUUUCAAAAAACUUUGCACGCUUUCAUUUACACACUUUGAACUAAUGACGUUAGCUUGCAUUGCACCAUCUCUCUGUUACUGAAAGGAUGGAGGGACUAGACAUUGUUCACUUGAUGCAUUGUGCAUUGUGCAUUGGGUGGCUGACCUAAAAACAAAAGUGAUUAUAUUUUCCGGAUAGAGUUUUUGUCAUAGCCAAGUGCAUUGUGGAUCGUCUAAGUCCUGUUGUAGAAAAAAUGGAACCGAACUGAAUGUGUCUUGUUAUAUUUUUCAUAAGGAAGAUCAUUUUGCAAGGUAUGGUGCAAAUGAAUCAUGACACAUAUUUUUAUCUGUUCACAUGUUUUGUGAAUUGAGCGGAAUGACUGCUGUGAAGAACUAGGGGGUGGAGAGCGGCAGCAUGAUUUUGCAUUUUACAUGUUGCGUUUGAAAAGCGGCAUGUGUCAUGUUCAGGAGUCUGACUCAUUAUUAUAAUGGUCCUUUACAGUGUUGACUUGUGCAUCUACAGUGACUUGUGAGUUCAUUGUGAAACACAGUCCAGAGCUUGACAGUAAUAUGUCAUGACAAAUCAGAUAAUCGAAUGAGAACUCACCCUCUACUCUCAAGACUUACUGGAAAUGUAGAUGGGUUUUCUAACAUCUGAAUGGUCAAUCUUUAUCUUCUUUAGUAUGAAGCAGUCAGUUUAAAUAAUUUUCCAUAUGUCAGAUUCAAUGUGUUUCUUUUCUAUUUCAAAACAAUGUCAACUUCUUUUCUAAGCACACAUUUUCACUAUUUUCUGUACAGUAACAUGCAAUAAAUUAAUACAUUAAA